GGCACCGGCACCGCAGCAUCCCGGACGUGCCUCUGCCGCUCUCGGCCCCGGGGCUGCUUCGCCGGGGGCUCGCCCUGUGCAGGGCCCUGCCGGGACCCCAUCGGCGCGGCCUCUGCGAGAAACACCGCUCGCCGACAGCCAUGGACGGGGACAGGGUGGACAUAGACGGCGGGAUCAUGGAGGGGGGCGGGCAGAUCCUGCGGGUGUCCACGGCGCUGAGCUGCCUGCUGGGGCUGCCGCUGCGGGUGCGCCGGAUCCGUGCCGGGCGGAACCAGCCCGGCCUCAGGCCUCAGCAUCUGUCUGGAUUGGAGAUUGUUCGGGAUCUGUGUGAUGGGAAGCUGAAUGGUGGAGAAAUUGGCUCAACAGAAAUAACCUUCACUCCUGGGAAGAUCAAAGGUGGAACCCACAUAGCAGAUACAAAAACAGCAGGGAGCGUGUGUCUACUGAUGCAGGUAGCAAUGCCCUGUGUGCUGUUUGCUGCUUCCCCAUCAGAGCUUCAUUUAAAAGGUGGGACUAAUGCUGAGAUGGCUCCUCAGAUAGACUACACAGUCAUGGUUUUUAAGCCAAUAAUUGAAAAGUUCAACUUCACAUUUCACUGUGACAUAAAAAAGAGGGGCUACUAUCCUCAGGGAGGUGGUGAAGUUGUGGUCCGGAUGUCUCCAGUCAAAGAGUUGAGCCCGAUCAACUUAACAGAACGUGGCACAGUGACAAAGAUAUAUGGAAGAGCAUUUGUUGCUGGAGCACUGCCUAUCAAACUGGCAAAAGACAUGUCAUCAGCAGCAGUGAGAUGCAUCAGAAAAGAAAUCAGAGAUCUUUAUAUUAACAUUCAGCCUGUUCGAGAACCUGAUGAUCAAGCUGUUGGGACUGGAAGUGGAAUAAUCAUUGUUGCAGAGACUUCAACAGGUUGUUUGUUAGCUGGGUCAUCACUUGGCAAGAGAGGAAAGAAUUCUGACAAGGUUGGCAUUGAAGCAGCUGAGAUGCUGCUUAAGAAUCUUAAACAUGGUGGAACUGUGGAUGAUUCUCUGCAAGACCAGCUGAUCAUUUUUAUGGCUCUAGCAAAGGGAGUGUCUAGAGUGAAAAGUGGACCAAUUACACUUCAUACUCAAACAGCUAUACACUUUGCAGAGCAGCUAACAAAGGCCAAAUUUACUGUGACAAAAGCAGAAGACGAAGAUCCCAGUAAUGAUACCUACAUCAUUGAGUGCCAAGGAGUGGGGAUGAUAAACCCAAACUUAUAGGGUUAAACAAAAAAGGCAGCAAGCUGACAAAGGAAACACUCAACAUACCUCAGUGAUGCAUCUGCAUCGCUACAUCUCAAAGGAUGUAUAGUCUGUGUGAACAGGAGAAACCUUCUGUCACAUCAGAGUGAUUUAACUUCAAGGAUGGUGUCAAGCUUUUCCUUGGUGUGGUGAGAAUCUGUCAUGUGAAACAUAAAAACUUUUUUUUUUUUUACUAUUAGCAGCAAAAUGAGUAACAAUAGGACAGGAAAUAGAAUAUAUUGUAUGUAUGUGAGAGCUUCACUCAGAAGCUUUGAAAAUCCAGCUUCACCAAAGUAGAAAAUAACUAUUUUAGUUCUGAAAAACUACUAUCAGUAUUUCUUUCCCUUUUGAAAAAUAUAAUUUUUAUUUUGUGGAAAAUUUUAUGUUAUGAGGUAUAUGGAAUGAAGUGCACCAUCAAAUCUGUAUCGCUGUUCUUCCUUAGACAUUUUGUUUAAAUUGUGUGUGAGGAAUAUUAAAGCAAUAUCACCCUA
Molecule: messenger RNA, 1750 nt
Organism: Lepidothrix coronata (blue-crowned manakin)
Lineage: Eukaryota; Metazoa; Chordata; Aves; Passeriformes; Pipridae
Gene: RTCA
Product: RNA 3'-terminal phosphate cyclase
Exons: 11
Coding region: 141-1238 (365 amino acids)
Biological process (GO): RNA processing
Cellular component (GO): nucleus
Molecular function (GO): RNA-3'-phosphate cyclase activity
Source: RefSeq, a predicted model, not a curated record